Chelonoidis abingdonii (Abingdon island giant tortoise) is the source of this 765-nucleotide messenger RNA. RefSeq names its product tetraspanin-3-like. Gene Ontology annotation, cellular component: plasma membrane. The record is from RefSeq and is a predicted model, not a curated record. NCBI's taxonomy places the organism in Eukaryota, Metazoa, Chordata, Testudines, Testudinidae.
AUGGAGGCCUGGCUUAGACCCCUUGCUAGAGUGCUGCUGGCACUACUUGGUCUGAUUCUGUGGGGGGCUGCUGCUGCUCUGGUAUUUGGUGGUGCUUUUGUGAUCCUUACAUACAAAAAUUAUAAAUCCUUCUUUUGGGAUUGUUUUCUGCUUGUGCCAGGCUGGCUGGCUAUUGUGUCUGCCUUUCUGCUGCUGCCCGCUGGUGCUGUGGCUAUCUGUAUCUCCACAAGGAACUCCCGCUAUCAACAGGGGACUUUCAUGUACUUGCUUGUUGUUCUGCUUUGCCUGGAAGCCUCUUCAGCAGUCUUGGCACAUGUCUAUUCUGACAAGAUGAGCUCUGAACUGAACCACACCAUGGGUCACCUCUUCCAUCAGUACAAUGGGACUUAUUCCCAUCAUCCGGGCACUAGGGCUGUGGAUGUAAUCCAGAGACAGCUGCAGUGUUGUGGGGUUCACAACUACACAGAUUGGGCAGAGGCAGCAGCUUCACAACGUGUCCAUACUGGAAAUAUACAUGCUCCUGAAAGCUGUUGUAAAAAGACUUAUUCAGAUUGUACUGGUGACAUGCGCCAGUCAGAGCAGCUUUAUCAUGAGGGCUGUCUAAGGAAGCUGGGCUAUCGGCUGCAGUUUGUCAUGGGCUAUGUAUUUUGGUGCUGCAUUGUUGUAGGCUUUCUGGAGAUGUUAGCUGCCAUUAGCAAUGGGAUACUUAUGAAGCAUAGGCCAUUCCAAGACUUCCGAAUUCUGGACUCUGCCACGUUUUCAUAG